Spirodela intermedia is the source of this 3861-nucleotide messenger RNA. The record is from the annotation of a GenBank genome assembly. NCBI's taxonomy places the organism in Eukaryota, Viridiplantae, Streptophyta, Magnoliopsida, Alismatales, Araceae.
AUGGCUAGCAACGGGGACUUCAGCUUCACCAACGGUGGCGGCAGUGAGGCCACACCGCCGGGGGGGCAGGUCGCCGGAAAGAUCCUCCCGAAGAUCCAGACGCACCCCAAGAGGGAGAACGGCAUCUGCCACGAUGACAGCGCCCCCCCGGUCAAGGCGCAGACGAUCGACCAGCUCCACUCGCUGCAGAAGAAGAAAUCGGCCCCCACGACACCCAUCACGGGCGCCCAGGGGGCCUUCGCCUCUCCCACCCUCUCCGAGGAGGAGCGCCACAAGCAGCAGCUUCAAUCUAUCAGGUUAGCGUCAACUAUCUUCGCUCAUAUCCGCGUCACCAUCACCGGCAAAACUACGUUCCUUUCGUCAUAGUACCACCUAUCCUCACGUUUCGGCCCUCCUUUCCCUUUCCCCUGUCCCUAUCCCGGUCCUCGUCCCUGUCUCUGUCCUUCACGCGAACCCCGCCGGCCCGGCACGAGCCGCCUAUGCCUCGGUCCGAGCUCAUCUUCUCCGAACCAGGAAAUAUCUCACCGCCUGCCUGCCUCUACUGUCCUGCGAUCAGAUUUCUGUCUUUAUCUCUCUCUCUCUCUCCCUCUCUCGCUCGUGGCGGGGUACGUCUAUUAGGACAUGCCUUUCUCGAAGGCUUCGAAGCCCUCAAAAUUCCCAUUAUCAACCUCUCGUCAUCCUACGACUUUAUGAUUUCAGAUGCCAUAUUAUUUCAUCUUUUCAUCUUAUUUCUCGUCUCCAGCGCCUCUUUGGCGUCACUGACCCGCGAUUCGGGUCCCAAGCUGGUGAAGGGCGACCCCAACCGCAAAGGUUCGGACACGCCCAAAGUCGUCCACCACCACCACCACUUCACCCCCACCGUCAGCAUCAGCGACAGCGCCCUCAAGUUCACCCACGUUCUCUACAAUCUCUCCCCCGCUGGUACGAUGUCGUCAUCCUUCCCCUCCUUCCUCUUCUUCCUCUCUGUGCGGUCGCGCUCGGGUGUCUCUGUCGUCUCAGCGGUGUCGCCCUUGGCUCUGCAGAACUGUACGAGCAGGCCAUCAAGCACGAACACGGUUCCUUCAUCACGGCGAGCGGCGCCCUGGCCACUCUCUCCGGUGCCAAGACCGGGCGAUCCCCCAGGGACAAGCGCAUCGUCCGCGACGAGACCACGGAGCACGACCUGUGGUGGGGAAAGUGAGCGUCCCUCCCUCGUCGGCCUCCUCUCUCUCUCUCGUCUCCCGCUUGCCUACGGGGGGGAGCCUGUUAUACGGGCAUGCCUACUCACGAUGCUCCUUCCUUACUGGCCAGGGGCUCACCCAACAUCGAGAUGGACGAGCACACCUUUCUGGUUAACCGGGAGAGGGCGGUCGAUUACUUGAACUCCCUUGACAAGGUACGUCAUAUCUUCUCUUCUGCACUCAACGCUAUUGCUGCGUCUGUGUCUGCUGCCCCCUGUUGUCCUUUUUGGCUGCCGAUUCCUGAUCGGCUCUGUCUGUUGUCCUCAGGUAUUUGUGAAUGAUCAGUUCCUUAACUGGGAUCCAGAGCAUCGGAUCAAAGUCAGGAUUGUCUCUGCAAGGGCAUACCAUUCCCUGUUCAUGCACAACAUGUAAGCAACGCGCGCACCCUUUGUCUCUAGUAGUCAUUUGUCUGGCCGCGAUGGUUCUCUCUUCUUGCCUUCACGCAGAUAAGUCGCGUCUCUUCUGAAUCUCGCAUGCAUUCCCCUGUUGAUUUCUCGCUCCCCCCAUGUAUCUCUGCAUUGCCUUCCUUGUUCUUCUAGCUUCUUUUUUUUCACAGAAGUAGGCCGGAAAUUUCUCCGUGUCAUCUGUGCCCAGAUAGGUGUGUUGUGGACGGAAUAGAGAGCGGCCAGGACAUCUGCACAUUGAAGAGAAAAUAUGUUAUAUCAUGGCAUAGCUUAGUUGUGUGCUCUACGGUAACAAUGUGGGUCGCAGGUGCAUCCGACCCACUCCCGAAGAGCUGGAGGAUUUUGGUACUCCGGACUUCACCAUAUACAACGCUGGGCAGUUCCCCUGUAAUCGUUUCACCCAUUACAUGACGUCAUCGACUAGCAUAGACAUUAAUCUUGCUAGAAGGGAAAUGGUGAUCCUCGGCACGCAGUAUGCUGGGGAGAUGAAGAAGGGCCUGUUCGGCGUGAUGCACUAUCUCAUGCCCAAGAGGGGGAUCCUCUCCUUGCAUUCUGGAUGCAACAUGGGAAAAGAUGGAGAUGUUGCCCUUUUCUUUGGUCUCUCAGGUAAGGUUGGCCUGCCGGGACAGGCGGGCACUCGUCCCCGGCCGCUCUGCUGUCGGGCCCUGCCCUCGCUCGUUUUCUUCUUUUCUAGGCCGCUCGGCGGCCGCCGAUGACCUUUUUGGUCCUUGUCUCGGACCUCGUCGCCCUUCCCCUGUCUUGAUUCCCAGGGUUCUUGAUUUUUGUUCUUAUCAGGCACCGGCAAGACGACUCUGUCCACGGACCAUAAUAGAUUUCUGAUCGGGGACGAUGAACACUGCUGGAGCGACAACGGUGUUUCCAACAUCGAGGGAGGCUGCUAUGCCAAGUGCAUCGACCUGUCGAGGGAGAAGGAGCCCGACAUAUGGAACGCCAUCAAAUUCGGGACUGGUGAGUGUGUUUACUUGGUCAAGAGGAGUCCCACGUUGGGAGUUCCGGUCUCAUGGAUUCUUUGGCCUUCUGCCGUUCAGUUCUGGAGAAUGUGGUGUUCGACGAGCACACUCGCGAGGUGGACUACUCGGAUAAAUCCGUCACCGGUAUGUGGCACCUAUAGAACCUCUCAUCUCUAUCUUGGAAUUCAAGGCGCUUGCAUAUACAUAAUUCCCAAUCUAUUUGUACGCGUAUGCAUGGAGAGCCGACUAUUUUCCUAGGGAGAAGCUGAGACUCACUCGGGCUGCUUGCAGAGAAUACCAGGGCCUCCUAUCCGAUCGAGUACAUCCCCAAUGCAAAGAUACCCUGCGUUGGACCCCAGCCGAAGAACGUCAUUCUUCUGGCGUGCGAUGCGUUCGGCGUUCUCCCCCCCGUUAGCAAGCUGAACUUGGCCCAGACCAUGUACCACUUCAUAAGCGGCUACACAGCACUGGUACGUCCUCGGUUCCGCCUCCAGCCUCCUUCCGCUCUUCUCCAUUUUCGAACGAUAUGAUUCCCCGUCUUAUGACCCCGAUCACCAAUGCUCGAAAAACAGGUGGCCGGCACGGAAGACGGCAUCAAAGAGCCACAGGCCACCUUCUCGGCGUGCUUUGGGGCGGCUUUCAUUAUGCUGCACCCCACCAAGUACGCCGCCAUGCUAGCCGAGAAGAUGCAGAAGCACGGUGCCACAGGAUGGCUCGUCAACACCGGCUGGUCUGGCGGGAGGUACGCUCGGGCACAAUCUCCUCCGCGUUCGCGUUCCCUUCUCUCUGCAGAUGUGUGGGGUGGGGGGGACUGGGGGAAAGGAAGUCAGGCUAAACUGUUGCUUCCGAUAUUUGAUGCAGCUAUGGCUCUGGCAAGCGCAUCAAGCUGCAGUACACCCGGAAGAUUAUCGAUGCCAUCCACUCGGGCAGCCUCCUGGAAGCCGAGUACGUGAAGACGGACGUGUUUGGGCUCGAGAUCCCGACGGAAGUCCCAGGUGUCCCGUCGGAGAUCCUCAGCCCCGUCAACACCGUAAGUUGGCCCUGCCCUCGGUCUUUCCGUCCCCCCGCGGGUGUUAAGCGUCCAAACUGUAUUGAGUGACCCGGUUUUUCGUGCCUCUUCAGUGGGAGGACAAGGAGCUAUAUAAAGAGACUCUGCUGAAGCUGGCCGGGCUGUUCAGGAAGAACUUCGACCUGUUCGCAAGCUACAAGAUUGGCAAGGACGACAAGCUGACAGAGGAGAUCCUGGCAGCCGGACCCAACUUCUGA